AUGUCUGCAGAAGAAGCUAAAGCUGCCUCUCCAGAAGCCCCAAAGGAAGUUAUCCUAGGUGAAGAUGGCCAACCAUUGUCUAAGAAGGCCCUAAAGAAGUUGCAAAAGGAGCAAGAAAAGCAAAAGAGGAAGCAGGAACGUGCCGCUCAGCUAGAAGCCGAACAAAAAGAGCGUGAACAAGCCAAGGCUAACGAAGUUGACCACUCUGCUGAGAACUAUGGCCCAGCUCCAUUCGUCCAAUCCCAAUUCCGUACUGGUGAAAAGCGUGUUAAGUUCGAGGACCUAAGCAAAGAAGAUGCCGACAAGGAAGUUCUAUUCAGAGCUCGUGUCCACAACACCAGACAACAAGGUGCUACUCUAGCGUUCUUGACCCUAAGACAACAAAGCUCUUUGAUCCAAGCACUAGUCAAGGCUGACAAGGCCGGCGAAAAGAUCUCCAAGAACAUGGUUAAGUGGGCUGGUUCUUUGAACCUGGAAUCCAUUGUCCUUGUCCGUGGUAUUGUCAAGGUUGUUGACGAGCCAAUUAAGUCCGCUACUAUCCAGGACCUAGAAAUCCACGUCACUCAGAUCCACACUAUCAGUGAAACUCCAGAGACUCUUCCAAUCUUGAUUGAAGAUGCCUCCAGAUCUGAGGCCGAGGCCGAGGCUGCUGGUCUGCCAGUGGUCAACUUGGACACAAGAUUAGACAACCGUGUCAUUGACUUGAGAACCGUUACCAACCAAGCUAUUUUCAGAAUCCAACACGGUGUCUGUGCUUUGUUCAGAGAGUUCUUGGCCAACAAGAAGUUCGUUGAAGUCCACACUCCAAAGAUGUUGGGUGCUGCCAGUGAAGGUGGUGCCAACGUUUUCGAAGUCACUUACUUCAAGGGUAAGGCCUACCUAGCCCAAUCUCCACAAUUCAACAAGCAGCAACUGAUUGUUGCCGACUUCGAGAAAGUGUUCGAGAUCGGUCCUGUCUUCAGAGCCGAGAACUCCAACACCCACCGUCACAUGACUGAGUUCACUGGUUUGGAUAUGGAGAUGGCGUUCGAGGAGCACUACCACGAAGUGCUGGAUGUUCUGAGCGAGCUGUUUGUGUUCUUGUUCACUGAGCUGAAGAAGAGAUACGCCAAGGAGAUCGAGCUUGUCCGUAAGCAGUACCCAGUGGAGGAGUUCAAGUUGCCUAAGGACGGCAAGAUGGUGCGCAUCACAUACAAGGAAGGUAUCCAGAUGCUGAAGGAGGCCGGCAAGGACAUUGGCGACUUCGAGGACUUGAGUACCGAGAACGAGAAGUUCCUGGGUAAGCUGGUGCGCGAGAAGUACGACACCGACUUCUACAUCCUGGACAAGUUCCCACUGGAGAUCAGACCAUUCUACACAAUGCCAGACCCAGAGGACCCACGCUAUUCCAACUCCUACGACUUCUUCAUGAGGGGUGAGGAGAUCCUGUCUGGUGCGCAAAGAAUCCACGACCACAAGAUGCUGAUGGAGAGGAUGAAGGUUCACGGCUUGGACCCAGAGGACCCAGGUCUGAAGGACUACUGCGACGGUUUCAGCUACGGCUGUCCUCCACACGCCGGUGGUGGUAUCGGUCUAGAGAGAGUCGUGAUGUUCUUCUUGGACUUGAAGAACAUCAGAAGAGCCUCGUUGUUCCCAAGAGACCCUAAGAGAUUGAGACCAUAG
Nakaseomyces glabratus is the source of this 1662-nucleotide messenger RNA. RefSeq names its product aspartate--tRNA ligase DPS1 (gene DPS1). The record is from RefSeq and is a predicted model, not a curated record. Gene Ontology annotation, cellular component: aminoacyl-tRNA synthetase multienzyme complex; cytosol; cytoplasm. Gene Ontology annotation, biological process: aspartyl-tRNA aminoacylation. Gene Ontology annotation, molecular function: RNA binding; ATP binding; aspartate-tRNA ligase activity. Lineage: Eukaryota; Fungi; Ascomycota; Saccharomycetes; Saccharomycetales; Saccharomycetaceae.